Messenger RNA from Salvia hispanica, 1671 nucleotides. RefSeq names its product protein indeterminate-domain 16-like. Gene Ontology annotation, cellular component: nucleus. Gene Ontology annotation, molecular function: DNA-binding transcription factor activity. The record is from RefSeq and is a predicted model, not a curated record. Lineage: Eukaryota; Viridiplantae; Streptophyta; Magnoliopsida; Lamiales; Lamiaceae.
UUUAGGCAGCCUUUCAUAACAAUACCUGAGGAAGAUGUUUCUUGAGAGAUAAAACUUAAAAAGAGAGAGAAGAAGCUUUCUGCUUUACCCAUUUCGUUUUUAUUUAUAUUGCUAAAAGUGAUGAGAGCUCAAAAGCUGCUGAUUAUAUUACCCAAAGAAAUAGGCUUCCCCUUUGAUUUAGUAUUUUUUAUUAUCUAUCUCCUGUAUAUUCCGUAGCCCCAGAACCUGAUCUUCUCCACUAAUUAACCAUCUCCUUAAUUAAUUAAUCCUUGUAAUGCUCACCAACAUUGAUCCCUCCGCCGCGCCGGAGCCCCCUUUCUCCUACGCCGCCACCAAGCGCAAGCGCCGCCCCGCCGGAACCCCAGAUCCGGAUGCGGAGGUGGUGUCGCUGUCGCCGAAGACGCUGCUGGAGUCGGAUCGGUACGUGUGCGAGAUCUGCAACCAAGGGUUCCAGAGGGAUCAGAACCUGCAGAUGCACAGGAGGAGGCACAAGGUGCCGUGGAAGCUGCUCAAGAGGGAGACGCCCGUGGCGCGUAAGCGCGUGUUCGUGUGCCCGGAGCCCACCUGCCUCCACCACGACCCUUGCCACGCCCUCGGCGACCUCGUCGGCAUCAAGAAGCAUUUCCGCCGCAAGCACAGCAACCAGAAGCAGUGGGUCUGCGACAAGUGCUCCAAAGGCUACGCCGUCCAGUCCGACUAUAAAGCCCACCUCAAGACCUGCGGCACCCGCGGCCACUCCUGCGACUGCGGCCGCGUCUUCUCCAGGGUGGAGAGUUUCAUCGAGCAUCAAGAUGCUUGCAGCAUGGGCCGCCUCCGCUCCGACGCCCACCCCCUCCAGCAGCCGCCCGCGUGCUUAUCGCGGACGGCGCUGAGCCCUAGCCCCUCCAGCGACACCAAUCUCAGCGCCCCGUGGCUCGCUCUCCCCAAGCCUAAUGAGUCACUCUUCCUAACGAGUAUCCGUCCCCCAAAUCUCGAACUCCAGCUCUUGACAAAAUCGAGCGGCGAGGAGCAAUCCACUCAGCUGCAGCUCUCAAUCGGCUCGUCGGAGAUCAACGGCGACGCGGAGAUGGUGAGCCGGUGCUCGCCGCGGGGGAGCAGCAAUGCCGGCGCGAGGGUGAAGGAUCAGGCGCAGGAGCAGCUGCGGGUGGCGAUGGCGGAGAAGGCGUACGCGGAGGAGGCGCGGCACGUGGCCAAGCGGCAGAUUGAGGCGGCGGAGCAGGAGUUUGCCAACGCGAAGCGGAUCCGGCAGGCGGCGCAGGCGGAGCUCGACAAGGCGCAGGCGCUCAAGGAGAGCGCCACGAAGAAGAUCAACGCCGCCAUGCUCGAGAUCACGUGCCAUUCCUGCAAAUCCAAGUUUCAGCAAGCGUUGUUCGCAGAGAAUUCCAAUUCCAAUUCCAAUUCUAAUUCCAUUGGAUUGAAUUUCAUCUCGUCUGCGCUCAGAGGCUGGGAAAUGAAGAAAGCGGAUAAAAAAUAAUGAGAAUAAUAAUAACUAAGUAUAAUAAUAAUACGCAAAUUAAUGAAAUGAAGUAUUUGCUGUGGUGUUAGAUUUUUUUAUUGGUAUUUACUGUUAACUUUAAUUUGUAGAUUUUGCCAUUUUGGAUGUGUAUUUUAUUCCGUAGUCGUCUGCGGUAGAUAUAUGUUGGAAUGGGGUAAUAUUUGUGUUGUGAUUUA